CAAUCAACACCAACACAUUAGCACUACCAUCAAAUGAGUGGUAACACGAUCAUGUUCUCCAGUUCUAGAUGUUCAUCAUUAGGGCUCUAUGUGCUCCUUGCCACAAGCUGCCUAUUACUAGCUGGCUGCUCUUCAGAGUCGCUGCUGACAAGUGAUGUUCUUCCAAGUGAGCAGUCGGACAUCGACACCGACAACCACCAAGAUCUGAUGAUGGACCGUUUCCACGUGUGGAUGACGGUGCACAACAGAUCCUACUCCACCGCCGGUGAGAAGGCUCGCCGGUUUGAGGUAUACAGGAGCAACAUGAGGUUCAUAGAGGCCGUAAAUGCCGAGGCGGCCACCUCUGGGCUCACGUACGAGCUUGGGGAGGGCCCCUUCACCGACCUUACAAAUGAAGAGUUCAUGGAGCUAUACACCGGGCAGAUUUUGGAGGAUGACCAAUCGGAAGAUGGUGACGACGACGAGCAGAUUAUCACCACCCAUGCUGGGUCUAUCGAUGGCUUGGGCACACAUAAGGGUGCCACCGUGUACGCCAACUUCUCGGCCAGCGCGCCAAGGAGCAUCGACUGGAGGAAGAGAGGCGUCGUCACCCCGGUUAAAAACCAAAAGCAAUGUGGAUCUUGCUGGGCAUUCCCCACCGUCGCUACAAUUGAAGGAAUACACAAGAUCAAGAGAGGGACUCUGGUGUCUCUGUCGGAGCAACAGCUGAUAGAUUGCGACUACCUUGAUAAUGGUUGCAAAGGUGGCCUGGUGACCAGAGCUUUCCAGUGGAUCAAAAAGAAUGGAGGGAUCACCAGCACAUCUUCCUACAAAUACAAGGCCGUCAGAGGUCGGUGCUUGAGGAACCGUAAACCGGCGGCAAAGAUCGUUGGCUUCAGGAAAGUCAAGAGCAAUAGCGAGGUGUCGCUGAUGAACGCUGUGGCAAACCAACCUGUGGCAGUUUCCAUCUCGUCACAUAGCAGUCACUUCCACCACUACAAGGGAGGAAUCUACAACGGGCCAUGUAGUACAACUAAACUGAACCAUGCCGUCACCGUUGUAGGUUAUGGGCAACAACAACAAAAUGGGGCUGACUCAGUACAUGCGUCCGCCCCUGGAGCCAAGUAUUGGAUCGUGAAGAACUCGUGGGGGACAACAUGGGGCGACAAAGGCUACAUACUAAUGAAGAGGGGAACAAAGCAUUCAUCAGGGCAGUGUGGCAUUGCAACACGCCCAGUCUUUCCUCUUAUGAAAGGUGGUAGAUCGACUGAUUAAAGCUCACUUGCUUUAAAUCUAGAAUUCCAGAUCCAUCCAUUUUAAUUUGUCAAAGUUUGUAAUAUUGGCCAGCACGUGCACUGUGCCUACGUAUGUUGCAUGCGCUACUAUAGGUCUACGUAUGUAAUCCAUCUUGAAAAUAAGGAUCUGUACGAAGUUCUAAGUUUCGGUUGA
Messenger RNA from Hordeum vulgare subsp. vulgare (domesticated barley), 1428 nucleotides. RefSeq names its product ervatamin-B-like. Gene Ontology annotation, cellular component: lysosome. Lineage: Eukaryota; Viridiplantae; Streptophyta; Magnoliopsida; Poales; Poaceae. Gene Ontology annotation, molecular function: cysteine-type endopeptidase activity. The transcript has 2 exons. The record is from RefSeq and is a predicted model, not a curated record. Bases 34 to 1254 code for a protein of 406 amino acids.